UCCCAGAAGGCCAGGAGACGUUGGGGACACCAGGAAAGCUUCCCGGCCUGCCGCCCUUCCUUAAGUGUUUAAGGGCUGGCUCCCCUGCUAUGUGUUGGGGCGAGGUCCCCACGUGUCACCUCCUGAGGGAGCUUAUGGGGUGGAAGGAAAUUCGAGUCCGGCAGCCGCACUUAUGAGCAGCUCGGCGGCGGGACACGAUUGCUGCGGAGGCCUCAGCAAUAUCGACUUCAGACAGGCAGAUCUCUUCGUUAUGACCUGGCUGUUGGGGUACGUGGACCCCACAGAGCCCAGCUUUGUGGCAGCUGUGCUCACCGUUGUGUUCAAUCCGCUCUUCUGGAAUGUGGUAGCAAGGUGGGAGCAGAGAACUCGCAAGUUGAGCAGGGCCUUCGGGUCCCCCUACCUAGCCUGCUAUUUCCUGGGCAGCAGCAUCCUACUUCUGAACGUCCUCCGCUCCCACUGCUUCACACAGGCCAUGAUGAGGCAGCCCAAGAUGGAGGGCCUGGAUAAUCACGCCACCUACUUCCUGGGCCUUGCACUCCUGGGUGGGGGCCUCGUAUUUGUGCUGUCCAGCUUCUUUGCACUGGGGUUCACUGGGACCUUUCUAGGUGACUACUUUGGGAUCCUCAAGGAGGCCAGAGUGACCACAUUUCCCUUCAACGUGCUAGAUAACCCCAUGUACUGGGGGAGUACAGCCAACUACCUAGGCUGGGCACUUAUGCACGCCAGUCCCACGGGCCUGCUGCUAACGGUGCUGGUGGGCCUCGUCUACGUGGUGGCUCUCCUGUAUGAGGAGCCCUUCACUGCUGAGAUCUACCGACAGAAAGCCACCACGUUGCACAAAAGGAGCUGACAGGGCCAUGGGGGAAUCUGUGGAAAGCCGGACUGGCCUCCCGGCUGCCCCGGGCAUCAACUGUUCUUUGGGGAGAACAGCAUUGGCCACUACACCUGUGCCUUGGAAACCAGUCGUGGAUACCCCAGGCAUUAUGCCGUGUGACCACUGAGCCUCCCAUCCCCACCAUGCUCUGAUACACUAAUAAAGACAUGUGACCUCCGUG
Messenger RNA from Mesocricetus auratus (golden hamster), 1055 nucleotides. It is a transcript of the gene Pemt, whose product is annotated as phosphatidylethanolamine N-methyltransferase. Lineage: Eukaryota; Metazoa; Chordata; Mammalia; Rodentia; Cricetidae. The record is from RefSeq and is a predicted model, not a curated record. Gene Ontology annotation, biological process: phosphatidylcholine biosynthetic process. Bases 173 to 850 code for a protein of 225 amino acids. Gene Ontology annotation, molecular function: phosphatidylethanolamine N-methyltransferase activity. The transcript has 7 exons.